AUGAAGUUCCUCACCUCCACCGUCGCCCUCAUCUCCCUCUGCCUCACCCCGGCCCUGGCCGCUCCUGCUGCUGCUCCCGAGCCCGCCACUGAUGCCAGCACCGCCGCUGUCUCCGUCUCUGUGUCCUACGACACCAGCUACGACAACGCCGGCGCCUCGCUGACCACCGUGUCGUGCUCCGACGGCGCCAACGGCCUCAUCACCCAGGGCUACUCGACCUUCGGCUCUUUGCCCAAGUUCCCGCUCAUCGGCGGCGCCCCGACCAUCCCCGGCUGGAACUCGCCCAACUGCGGAAACUGCUACAGCAUCCACUACAAGGCCGGCAAGGUCGACAAGACCAUCUACGUCACCGCCAUCGACGCCGCCCCCGGUGGCUUCAACCUCGGUCUGCGCGCCAUGAACCAGUUGACCAACAACCAGGCCCAGCAGCUGGGUCGCGUCACGGCUACUUAUGCCCUGGCGGAUCCGUCGAAGUGUGGAUUCUAA
Molecule: messenger RNA, 486 nt
Organism: Aspergillus steynii IBT 23096
Lineage: Eukaryota; Fungi; Ascomycota; Eurotiomycetes; Eurotiales; Aspergillaceae
Gene: aspf13
Product: allergenic cerato-platanin Asp F13
Exons: 1
Coding region: 1-486 (161 amino acids)
Source: RefSeq, a predicted model, not a curated record